UGUCUGUAACCAAGUUCGGUAAGCUUGGCAAAGAUUGGUUUUCUGGGUAGGGAUUGCUUGCGAAGGAAAUGCAUUGUGAGAGGGAUUGGGAAAUGGGUAUGUAGUUAGACAUAUUUUUGCUGUAAAGAUGGAUUUGCAGGGUAAUUCUCAGCCUGAAUCGGGAAAACUGGAACAAAUCGUUUCCCAAUUUCUAGUAAAGAGCUUACACAUUAUUCUGGAUUCGAGGGUUCCUUCUCGUCGUCCACAUGGUCGUAGUGGGGACCUGUCAUCGGCUUCUCAUGUGAGAAAGAGUGACAAAUGGUUCAACUUAGUAUUAGGUGACCGUCCUGCAGCUCUGGAUAACUUGAGUUUCUGGCACAGAAAUCUGAUGGAUCCAAUGAUAAUCGAUGUAAUACUGGUUCAUGAAGGUUAUAAAUCAAUGGGGGGAUCUGUUGAGACAGUUAUAGAGAGGUGGGUUGUUCAGUAUGAAUAUCCCCGAGUUGUCGCUGCUCAAACUGGUCAAAGUUCUGCCUUAUACAAGAAAACAUACAAGAAGUCAAUAAUACUUUUACGGGCUCUUUAUUCACAAAUGAGGCUUCUCCCAGCAUAUAAGAUCUUCCGGCAGCUAAGUAGAACAAGUCAGACUUAUAAUUUUGACAUCAUUUACAAGGUGCCUUCAUUUGGUGAUCCAUUCUCAAGGGUGGACGAGGAAAUGAUGGAGGAACACACUUUCAACCAUGUGGAGGCCUUCCCUGGCCGCCUUUGCAUAUCUGUGGCAUACCGUAAAACACUAACCGACUUUAACCUUGAGCCUUCAACCUCAUUGCCACCAAAGAUUAUUACAGAUUAUGUUGGUAGCCCCAACACCGACCCUCUCAGGUCCUUUCCCUCUUCGGAGAAGGGUGUUCGUGCUAUUUCCUUUCCAUUGAGAGCAGUACGAGCUCCAUUUCCUGUGCCAUUUCAACGUCCACACAGCUGGACAAGUGGCUUCCACAGAGCAGCUUUUUCUGCACAAAAUCAACCCGUUGUUGGAUCUCCACCUGCAUAUUGCCCAUCUGCUUUGCCAUAUGACUAUCCAUCUCCACCUACUGAUAUAUAUGGUAAUAGAGUUCCAAAUUAUAGAAUGCCAAUCCAUCAAAGGACUAUUAGUUAUGAUGGUUAUCAGCUUUCACCUCCAUUCUCUCCAUCUCCAUCCCCGUCUUCUCCAUCAUACGUCUCCACUGGUAAUCAUCCUAUGCGAACACGUGUACGUCCAGAAACUGCUCCUGUAAGUAUACCACUUUCAAUGGCGAGCAGAAAUUCUAGAUACCUUUCUCCCAAUUCUUCUGAUCCAAGUAGAAGUUCUCUCCCACCUUUAUCUCCCAGAAGCAGAAAGACUGAUCCUUCAUCACAGGAGUCUCCUUAUGGAACUACAUCUUUUAAAAAAAUAGAGUCUUUAAGGUCUGGAGAGAUGCAGAAUCAUUAUGCUGGCCAGAAGAUGAUCAGAGAUAGCAAAGAUGAUUCAGGCCGGUUCUCAGGAUUGUUAUCUUCGAGUGGCUCACCACGUAUUGGAUUUUCUAGAAGCUCCAGUAGAUUAUCUUUCCAGGAUGACUUAGAUGAUAAUAUUUUUUCAUGUCCUUUUGAUGUUGAUGAUGUUGAUACAUUGGAUAUUCAAGUCAGUCAGAAUUUUGAUGGGAAAAAAGCUUCCGAGUUUACUUCACAGUCAUUGCCAAUUGUUAAAAAAUCACAAGAUGCUGCCGUUGGUGUCCUUGUUCACAUGUUGAGGACUGCACCUCCUCUGCGCCAAGAUUCAUGUUGUUACUCAUCCCACUCAAUGAAGACUGAACUUGAGGGAGGAGUCCCUACAGCUUCUGGAUUCUUUAUGCCUCGAAAGACUGCUGAUGCACUUGAAGAGCUCAGGAGUUUCAGAGAAAUGAAAGACCUACUUCUUUCCAAGAGUGGAACUCGGGUGGUCAGCAAAGAUGACGUUUGAGCUUGCUGCUUUGAUGGAUUCAUCUUUGUUUAUUGAGACAGAAAUUUAGCUCCUGAGAGAGAGGAGAUGACGGAGUUGCUGGCAGUGGCAAUGAAUGAAAGGACUACCACCAGAAACUUCAGGAGUGACGGAUUAUGUACAUAUCAUGACUGAAAAUAUUCACCGAUUCAUGAGCAUUGCUAUGUAAAUGUUUCGGGACCGUUACAUUGUUUAAAUGUUUAUAGGGAAAAGUUCAGUUCUGG
Molecule: messenger RNA, 2193 nt
Organism: Juglans microcarpa x Juglans regia
Lineage: Eukaryota; Viridiplantae; Streptophyta; Magnoliopsida; Fagales; Juglandaceae
Product: autophagy-related protein 13a-like
Exons: 3
Coding region: 128-1951 (607 amino acids)
Biological process (GO): protein localization to phagophore assembly site; piecemeal microautophagy of the nucleus; autophagosome assembly
Cellular component (GO): phagophore assembly site; extrinsic component of membrane; Atg1/ULK1 kinase complex
Source: RefSeq, a predicted model, not a curated record